CUCGUCAGCGCUCUACAACAUCGAUUUCUCUCUUUCUUCCCCAAGUCAAACUUGUUUCUUUCGGUUCCGAAUUUGAUCAAUUUGAGAGAGUGUAAAGGCAUAAUUUACAGCCUUCUCAACCUCGAAAUGGCGUCAACAGAGCAGGUCAAAGUGCCCGUCUACUCCACAAACGACCUCAAAUCAACAACAGACGACUCCCUCGCCCCCUUCCUCACCUCCCUCCCGCAACCCUACACCUUCACCCAGGACCACACCAAAACCAAUGUCCACUUCCUGGUAGGCUACACGGCCGUCGCCAUCAGCGCCUUCACCUUCUACGCAGACCGAUACCUCGGCUGGGAGGCUACCCGCUCGCCAUGGGUUAUUGCGGCUGUGGGCACGUACUUUGCUCUGAACACUUUCCUCACGUAUUGGGUUUGGGCUGUCGAGGCGGGUGAGGUCUUCCGGGGGAAGCGCGCGUCGGGCGAGACGAUCUCCAUCCGCACCUCCUCCAAAAAGCACUCCCCGCUCUACAAGCUCCACAUCGAAUACAAAUCUGCCGCCGGCAAGACCCUCCAAAACAAAGAGAUUGAGACCUCCUUCGCAGGCUGGUUCGCCGCGGACGGGACGUUCCACGCGCGUCCGCUGCACCAGUGGCUUGCGAGCGAGGUUGAGGUGUUGAGGCUUGCGCUGAAGGAGAUUGAGAAGAAGAGGGGGGCUGGGGAGGAUUUGAAGAGGUGAUUGUGAUUGAUGCUGGGGUUGGGAUGGAAUGGGAUUUAUGACAGUGGGAUGAUGGUGGGCUGCUGCGGCGGCGGUAUUCCAUGGUGUUGGGAAGCGAUAUGGAUCUUAUCUGGAUUUGGUUUGAUCUUUACUCUUAUUUAUUUGUUAGGUUACUAUUACCCAAUUGUGUUACUUCUUUCG
This is a messenger RNA of Aspergillus campestris IBT 28561, 900 nucleotides long. RefSeq names its product signal peptidase complex subunit 2. Gene Ontology annotation, biological process: protein targeting to ER. Bases 127 to 720 code for a protein of 197 amino acids. The transcript is spliced from 3 exons. Gene Ontology annotation, cellular component: signal peptidase complex; membrane. The record is from RefSeq and is a predicted model, not a curated record. NCBI's taxonomy places the organism in Eukaryota, Fungi, Ascomycota, Eurotiomycetes, Eurotiales, Aspergillaceae.